Vicia villosa (hairy vetch) is the source of this 1278-nucleotide messenger RNA. RefSeq names its product probable receptor-like protein kinase At1g80640. The transcript is spliced from 9 exons. The record is from RefSeq and is a predicted model, not a curated record. Gene Ontology annotation, biological process: protein phosphorylation. Lineage: Eukaryota; Viridiplantae; Streptophyta; Magnoliopsida; Fabales; Fabaceae. Gene Ontology annotation, molecular function: protein kinase activity; ATP binding. The coding region runs from base 1 to 963 and encodes 320 amino acids.
AUGUCGAAUCAGAUACUACGACAUACUGAAUCUGACGUUCACCAGAAUUUUUCAAUCGUCAUAGAUAUAAAUUUCAAGGAAAGUAACAUCUUAGGGGAGGGUGGUUUUGGAUGUGUUUGCAAGGCUAGUUUGGAUGAUAAUUUGGUGGUUGCUAUCAAGAGGUUGAAUUGUGAAUGUCAGUAUGCAGAAAGAGAGUAUGAGAAUGAAGUUGAAUUGUUAAGUGAAAUUCAACAUCCAAAUGUGAUUUCUUUACUUGGUUGUGGAAGUCAUGAGGAUUCAAGGUUUAUUAUCUAUGAGUUGAUGCAAAAUGGAUCAUUGGAAACUCAAUUACAUGGACCUUCUCAUGGCUCUGCAUUGACAUGGCAUAUGAGAAUGAAGAUUGCUCUUGACACAGCAAGAGGCUUAAAGUAUCUGCAUGAGCAUUGUUACCCUGCAGUGAUCCAUAGAGAUCUAAAAUCUUCUAAUAUUCUUUUGGAUGCAAACUUCAAUGCCAAGCUUUCUGAUUUUGGUCUUGCAAUAAUUGAUGGGUCCCAAAACAAGAAUAACAUCAAGCUUUCAGGCACAUUGGGGUAUGUAGCACCAGAGUAUCUCUUAGAUGGUAAAUUGACUGAUAAAAGUGAUGUAUAUGCUUUUGGAGUUGUGCUUCUUGAGCUUCUAUUAGGAAGGAAGCCUGUGGAAAAACUGAGUUCAUCUCAAUGCCAAUCUAUUGUCACAUGGGCAAUGCCACAGCUCACAGACAGAUCCAAACUUCCAAACAUUGUGGAUAAUGUGAUUAAGAACACAAUGGAUCCUAAACACUUAUUCCAGGUUGCUGCUGUGGCUGUAUUAUGUGUGCAACCAGAGCCAUGUUACCGUCCGUUGAUUGCAGAUGUUCUACACUCCCUUAUCCCUCUCGUACCGGUUGAGCUUGGAGGAACUCUCAGAGUUUCACAAGUGACACAUCAACCUCCAAAUUCUAGUUAACAUCGUAACCAUCGAUUUCAGACAACAUUCUUGUGUUGAGAAUCCAGGCCGUGUUUUCAUGAUGCUGCCAAACCAGUGAUGCUUUCUCAAAGGUCGACAGAUUCGAGACCACAUUGUUCAUUAAUAAUAAUACAUGUGGUCUAGGAGUUUGGCAACGAAGCAUAGACACAUUCAUAAGGAAAAAGGGUUAGGCCUAUAUGAUUGAAGACCUUGGGACUGUUAAUGAUAAAUGCAAAGAAGAUUUUAAUUUCGAUUUCAUGAAUAUAGUUGUGUAUAGUGCAGUGAUUUUGUGUAACAAUGUAUUGGUCAGAAAGG